AUAAAAGAUUUAUAGCCUGGAGCAGGACUCUUAGUAGACUUACAGGAUAUUAGAGCUGCAAUUAUUAGGCAAUGAAUUGAUUAGCUGCCAACUCUUUUGAUAAUCUGUUAAUCGCUGAGUCUCCUAUGACAGUAAAUUGGAUAUCUUUGGGUAGUGAACAAUACAAGACAUUUGAAGAUGUCACCUCAGGCUCUGGAAAACAGUGAUAGACAUUUUCACCAUUUUCUGACAUUUUAUGGACUAAAAAACUAAUCUAUUAAUCAAGGAAAUGAUCAUUAGUUGCAGCCCUACAGGUUAUAGGAUACUUAUAGUGUCACCCACAGUUUAACUGUAACAGUAGACUUACCUAUGUGUGGCAUUAAUACCAACUCUGAAAGACCCUAAUACAGCGCAAGAUCAAUGAAAUCUUGCACAUAUACUACGACCAAAAAAAAAAUCCCUCCAUUACACAUAAGGCAGUAUCACAAUUGUGUACGUACUGUGACCUAAUUACAAUUUAUAAGUAUGAUUCUUGGACUGAAUGUAUGAGUCAUCUUUGACGUGUUGUGACAUAAAAUAAUCAAUUAUAGUUCUUAAGCCCACAGGAUGCAACAGCAUCACCGGUCAUAUAAUUGCCAACACGCAUGCGCGAAAAGGGGUUCAUCCCUUAAACAAAGUUCAAUUUCGGCAUCAACAGAUAUGUUUCUGUGCCUUAGAACAGCAAUAAAAACAAGAUAACACUUUGGACUUUGCUGUGUAUCCGUCACAGUUAUGCUUCUCUUGUGGGAAAGGAGUUAUUAGCUUGAAUCUGAAGCCUUUCAUUGACACUCCAGCAGAAAAAAAAAAUACAGUUGUGAUCUUCUUGGAGACGGAAGUGAGCACUCCUGUUUUUCCAGUCAAGCCUCGCUGUCAACGCUGCGCAUGCAUGUCAGUUUUUGAGUGCUUGUUUACGUGUGUUAUAUACGCCUAUGAGUUCCUACCAAAGAUAGUUCAGAGCCUUCAUUUGCCUCGGAGACUGGCCCUCUGCGGUAUGGCAGCGGCAGCCGGCGGGUCGGAGGACUGCAGCCGGAGCGGCGGCGCUCAGGGCGCGCUGACAGGUGACGGAGAACCGGAGGAGGCCGAGGAGUUCACCUGUCCGGGCCACUGCUCGGAGCUUUCCCGGCGGCAGAGCGAGCAGAGGAAGGCGGGGCUGUUCUGCGACGUGACGCUGGUUUUCACCUCAAGCGGCAGCGGGGUGUCUGGGGAAAGGGUCCAGACGUUGUCCGCCCACCGCUCAGUUUUAUCCGCAGCAUCGCACUACUUCACCUUGCUGCUGGGCGGCCAGUUUUCAGAGGCUCAGUCCGGGCGAGUGGAGCUGAGAGAGUGGAGCUCUGAAACCGGACCCGACCCAGACACGGUGGAGAGUGUCAUACAGUUCAUGUACACCGGGGAAAUCAGGGUCACCGCUGCCAAUGUGCAUGAAGUGUUGGAGCUGGCUGACAGGUUCCUGCUGGCGCAACUCAAGAGCUUCUGCGGAGAGUUUCUGAUGAAGAAGUUGAGCCUGGCGAACUGUGUAGCGGUGCACAGCCUGGCCCACAUGUACACACUGGACCAGCUGGCUCAGGGAGCCGCUGACAUGAUCCGAAGAAACUUUCACAAAAUUAUCCGCAACGAGGAGUUCUACACGCUGCCUUUUCACCUGGUGCGAGACUGGCUGUCAGACUCAGAAAUCACCGUGGACUCUGAACAGGAAUUGUUUGAGGCUGUUAUAAAAUGGGUGAACCAGAACACAGAAGAGCGAGAGAAGCACUUUGAGGAGCUAUUCAGGCUUUUAAGGCUGCAGCAGAUGGUUCCUACUUACCUAACACGGGUGGUGAGAAAGGAGCCUUUAGUGGCGAACAAUGCAGCUUGUCUGCAGCUGGUGUCCGACGCCCUUGAGGUCCACGCUGUUUGCUUUGAGAGCCUCAAGUCAGCUGAUCUGGAGCUCUGUGCCUCCUACAUGGCGGCAGCACAGCCACGUUUUGGCCAGAACAUGGAUGUAAUCAUGGUGGUGGGUGGUGUUUCAGAAGGUGGGGACUAUUUGAGUGAGUGUGUGGGAUAUUUCGUUGCUGAGGACCGUUGGGUCAAUCUGCCGCACAUUCACAACCACCUCGACGGACAUGCCAUCGCCGUCACCGACAGCCAUGUUUACGUGGCAGGGUCCAUGGAGCCAGGCUAUGCGAAGACUGUGGAGCGCUACGACCCCAACCUCAACACCUGGGAGCAGGUCAGCGGCUUGACCAUCCGCAAGCACUCCUUUGGCCUCACAUGUGUCAGUGACAUACUCUACAGCAUCGGUGGUCAUGGCAACUUCAGUCCAGGCUUCAAAGAUGUUACUGUCUAUGAGCCUGAGCAGGACCAAUGGCAUAAUCUUGAGCCAGCACCCAAGAUACUACGAGAUGUAAAAACGGUGAGCGUGGAGGACCGCUACGUGUACGUGAUGGCCAGAACCCCAGUUGAUAUGGACAAUGAGGAUGGACUGAGCACUGUGACCAAUUGCUAUGACACAGAAAGCCACAAAUGGCAGGAAGUGGACUCGUUACCGCUCAUUGAUAACUACUGUAUUUUUCAAAUGGCUGUGGCAUCCACCAACUUCUACCACACAGCUUCCUGUUGCCCUAAGAGUUACAAAGUCACAGCUGAGGCCGCUCAGCAGAAACUAAGCAGAAACAUCUCAGACGACAUCCUCGACAGCCUCCCUCCAGAAGUCACCAGCAUCGAAGGUGCUGCUGUCUGCUACCUAGGGGAAGACAUCUUCAUCAUCGGCGGGUGGAGGAACAGCAACAACAUAGACAAGCAGUAUCGAAAGGAAGCCUACCGUUACUGUUCCGAGAGGAAGCGAUGGAUGCUGCUACCGCCCAUGCCCCAGCCACGCUGCAGAGCCGCCGCCUGCCACGUUCGCAUCCCGUACCAGUAUCUUAACGGCUCCCAGCGCUACCCCAUGCCCCAGAACCUGGCAAGGCAGCGAGACCGCAUGCAGCAGAUGCAGCAGCUCCAUCGGCGCACCCUCAGUCUGCGAAGACAGCUGCAGUCUCAGAUCGAAUGUUGAGAUCAGAAGCUGUUCACAUGAAUCUGAAAUUCUGCUCUGUCUUGUUAGCACUUCAUCCGCUGAUUAUUGCCUUGUUGUUUCCACAAAACUACUGUCUCAUUUUUUACCUUUAAUGAGAUAAAAUGUCUGCAUGAAUUUACCUGGAGCAGGUUUGCAGGAAUGAAAAAAUUGAAAGAUUUAGCGCUGCUAAGAUUAAUUGAUUAAUCUGCAACUAUUUUGAUAAUUUAAUUAUUUUUAAACUAAAUUUCAAGCAAAACUGCCAAAUGUUUGCUGUUUCAAAGCACUCAAAUCUGAGAAUUCGUUGCUAUUCUUGCUCUUAAAUUACUGUAAAUUUAAUAUGUUGGGGUUCUGGACUGUUGUUUGAUCUAAAAUAAGGACAAAUAAGACAUCACCUUGGACUCAAUGAUAUUCUGACGGGUGUUUUUCACCAUUUUCUGAUGUUUUACUGACCAAAUGAUUAAUCAAUUAAUCAAGAAAGACUACACUGUGUGAACUAGUGAUGUUGAAAAAAGAAUUAGCCAGACAGGCUACUAAAUUAUCAGUCUUACAUAUUCAUUUUGGCCUUACAUUAUUAGCUUAUGCCUUACCUUUAUUCUGCCAGUAAAUUAUACUCUGAUUGCUGUAACAUGUUGUUGAUUUAAUUGCUAAACAAGUAAGCUUUGCUUUUUUAUAUGUACCUUAAAGUAACAGAUUUAAAUGUGUUGUAGUGCAAGUUAGAAUAAAACUGAAUACCAGUUAAACUGAUGUAAACACAGCAGAGCAAAUGAUGUCUACAUUUACUAUGAUGUCAUUGAGAAGAAAGUGACAGUUAAAUGAAACUGUAACAACCAGCUAAGAUAUAAAUAUAAGCUUUAACUUUUUACUGCUCUGCUACAUGCGUCUAAUUUCUCUACUACCUCCUGUUUCCACCAUGGUUUUACCUUUUUUUUUUUGCACUGUAGGGAUUGAAGUAUCUUGUUGAUCAUGUUAAGUGUAUGUUAUGUGUGCGCCACUUGAAAAAGACAAUCAUGUAUCAGAGUUUUUGCAGUGAGAAUCAAGUAUUGAGCAAAGCACAUAUUAGGGAAAAGCAGUGAGUAUGUUUUCCUUCUUGUUGUAACAUAACCCCUUUUUCACUGCACUAAGAUAUGUGGACUAAAAUGUUCAGAUACUUAAAUACUUUUUGCCAUUCCAAUGAAUGUGUAUGAAUAUGUGUGAUUUAUUUCUUUGAUAUAUCAAACAGUCAGGAACUGCCUUAUUUAAUUUUCCAAGGUUGUUGCACAGCUUCAAAGGUUGAAGGAUAGACCAAAAUACCUCUUGUGUUUUUGCUUUCUCUGAUAAUAGUGACAAGUCAUUUUUGGCAAAAGAAACUGUACUUCUUUUCUUACUUGAGUUAUAUUUACAUUCAGUUAGCCUUUUUUUUGUCAGGGCAUGGUUUAAAGAUAGUGGCUUCCUGGAAUUAUUUGGUUUGAUUGGACUCAUUGGUUUGUUCUGUCUUUGUACUUGUGGUCAGUUUUAUUUAUUUAUUUGGCAUUUCACUUUUUUUGGACCUCUGAUAAUGUAGAAGCAGACAUGAAAAGACGGGAAUGACUUGCAACAAAGGGCCAGAUUCAAAACAAGGAAGUAGCAUUUAUGUGGUGUUUGUGUCUAACCAUUCAGUUAUUGUGAUGUCUCCUUUCUGGCUAAAUUUGCUCUCAGUGAGUAUGAGCACAUGUUAAGAUAUGGACACUGCACUGUGGAAAGACAAAAAGAUGUGUGAAACACAUUAAAUCAGAAGCUGGAUUUUUUUGUUUGUUUGUUUGUUUUAUUUUUUUGCCAAUAGUUGUAUGAAUUGAUGGGAUUUCCAGCCCUGAAAGACAUUGUACGCUGUUGUUUGUUUGUCUCAUCUGACUCUAUACAGUGUUGUUGGACUGUUUUCGCAGUAUAUUUUUCCAUCGCUGUUGAAAUUGCUAGUGCCUGUGAUAUUCUCAGCCAAGCUCUAUUAUUUCAUUAGGCAUUUCGUGUUGUGAGCCUAAUAUUUUUACUCUAAUUUACUGUACAACUGAUGAAUGAAAAUCGUCUGAUCGAUUCUAUGUUGAAGUUAAAAAAUUACAUACGAGGUCAGAUGCACGUAAGCAGAGAGUUGCUGCAGAAUUCAGCGGAGCCGCCAGUGACCUCAGCAGGAUCUAUUCACUGGGUUGCAAGUACUGAUUUUUGUCUUAGAUGUCAAAAAGCCCAGUUGGAGAAUUUAUUUUGGAAAACGUAUUAUUUGCCAUUGCUAUAUACACAGAUGUCAUGCAGCCACAUGUACUUUGUGUCACUGCAUUUGUAUUUGCAAGAGCUGCAAGUGUAUAUUGUUUGGCGUUUGCAAUAAAUGUAAGUUAAUUCAUUGAAA
Molecule: messenger RNA, 5396 nt
Organism: Thunnus maccoyii (southern bluefin tuna)
Lineage: Eukaryota; Metazoa; Chordata; Actinopteri; Scombriformes; Scombridae
Gene: klhl11
Product: kelch-like family member 11
Exons: 2
Coding region: 905-3046 (713 amino acids)
Molecular function (GO): protein binding
Source: RefSeq, a predicted model, not a curated record